AUGCGACGAAGCGACAGGUGCGAUGCCGGCCAGCUGUGCCAGUUCGUCGGCGACGAGGGGGGGGCUGCCGCGGCGCGGAUCAAUGGCAUCACGAUCCACUCCGCCUGCGGGUUUAGCAAGGACCAAGGGGCGGGCGCGAACACGGCCAAAGAUCUCGACGGGGUGCGGCUGCCAAAACGGACGGAGCGGUUCAUCCACGGGCAGUCUCGGAUGAGCUGGCACGAGAAGGACGUGCUCGUCAUCGACGAGGUGAGCAUGCUCGGAUCACGGACGCUGCACGCCGUGAACGAGCAGCUCUGCCGGCUUCGCGGAUCGCCGGAAGAUUUGGGGGGGAUCCCCAUCGUUCUCUUCUGCGGGGACUUUCAGCAGUUCCGGCCGGUCAAGAGAGACAACUCGUUCAGGGCCGAGCAGCGGCACCAGCACGACAAAGCGCACGCGCUGUGGAAGAGGUUUACGACGGUCGUCAUGUUGGACGAGCAAAUGCGAGCCGCCGGGGAUCCGGAAUUGCAGGGGCUGCUGAAGCGAAUCCGACUGGGCGUGCAGGACCGCACGGAUCUAUACCUCCUCAACUCAAGGUGCUACCGGGAGGGCAGGCGGAUCCCGUGGGAGGCGGGCAUCACCGUGCAACAGUCGAUGAUGCGCAUCUUCAUCUCCGAGCAUAAGUGGAAAGAGGAGCUGCCGACGGAGAAGGAGGCGAUCAUGAUGCUCAACCAGGGCGACGACAGCGCGAUCCCGGUGCCGGCCAUCUUCAUGUUCGUGGCCGGGAUGCCGGUCGUCGUGAACCACAACACCCAUCAGGGGCUGAAGCUGGUGAACGGCGCCAGCUACUCGGCGGUGGAGGUCAUUGUCGACAAGGCGUACCGGGACAUCGGAUCUCGGCCGACAUGA
This is a messenger RNA of Hirsutella rhossiliensis, 888 nucleotides long. RefSeq names its product PIF1-like helicase domain-containing protein. NCBI's taxonomy places the organism in Eukaryota, Fungi, Ascomycota, Sordariomycetes, Hypocreales, Ophiocordycipitaceae. The transcript is spliced from 4 exons. Gene Ontology annotation, molecular function: DNA helicase activity. Bases 1 to 888 code for a protein of 295 amino acids. Gene Ontology annotation, biological process: telomere maintenance; DNA repair. The record is from RefSeq and is a predicted model, not a curated record.